AUGGAUGUUGAAGCCCUUGUCGGCGACCUUAACAACAUUACCACUGAGGUCGUCCCAGCCAAUGCCGAACUCUCACGUCUGACCGUCUACCUGGAAGGUCAGAGAUGCACCGCCCUAAUUGAUUCUGGAGCCGCCCUUAACAUAGUUCGAGCCUAUCUUGUCCAACCAACAGCCACCCAGGGCGAUUAUGUUACCCAGGUGCAACUUGCCUGCGCACCACCGGGCAAUCCAGUCCAUGAUGACGUCUCCUCGGACGAGGAAGACGAGAUGCCACCACCGGAAGCCGCAGAAGCCGAGGACCAAGGUCUGGUUGACCUGCACCCCGGCCGGCCAAUAGAGCCAGCGGUACCCCAAGUCGGGGCCCAGGACCAGGACGGUCCACACAUCGACCGGCCAACAGAGUCACGACUACCCUAUACCGAGGCCCAAGACCAGGACGGUCUCCACCCCGGUCGGCUAAUAAAGCCAACCAGCCACCCAGGACGGCAACCUACGGACCAUGGACGGGUCCAACGUCUGGACGACGACCGCCCUCCAUGUCCACUGAUAGCCUAUCCUGAGGCGACACCAGGCCCUAGCCAUGCUAGGCCACAUGCAGAGACCAAACCCCCGAGCCAGCCACCACCCGCUGUAGGCGGUCCAACCAAACGACCGGCCCAGCAUUUUCCCGGACACCUUGAUAUAAGGAGCAAGCGACGUCCAGUGAGGAUGGUCGCUAUUUCUCCGCCGCCCACCAAGAGGACUCAGCAGCCACGUCCCCACGAGAGGCCAGGGACGUCGGCCAACCCCCAGCAGAGCCAACCAGCCGCCAGCCGGACUACCGGAGCAGCCAGCGUUGGACAGCCCCCCCCCCCCAGUGCCAAAGACACUCUAACAUACAUUAACCUAUUUUUCAAAUAA
Messenger RNA from Anoplophora glabripennis (Asian longhorned beetle), 900 nucleotides. RefSeq names its product proline-rich protein 2-like. Gene Ontology annotation, biological process: proteolysis. The record is from RefSeq and is a predicted model, not a curated record. The transcript is spliced from 3 exons. Bases 1 to 900 code for a protein of 299 amino acids. Gene Ontology annotation, molecular function: aspartic-type endopeptidase activity. NCBI's taxonomy places the organism in Eukaryota, Metazoa, Arthropoda, Insecta, Coleoptera, Cerambycidae.